This is a messenger RNA of Malania oleifera, 3205 nucleotides long. RefSeq names its product protein EMBRYO SAC DEVELOPMENT ARREST 30. Gene Ontology annotation, cellular component: chloroplast; cytoplasm; Golgi apparatus. The transcript is spliced from 11 exons. The record is from RefSeq and is a predicted model, not a curated record. NCBI's taxonomy places the organism in Eukaryota, Viridiplantae, Streptophyta, Magnoliopsida, Santalales, Ximeniaceae. The coding region runs from base 481 to 2472 and encodes 663 amino acids.
UCAUUCAAUGGUCCACCGAAACGGCGUCAUUUCUGUAUGUUUUCGUGCCGCAAGCAAUUCCCUGUGCGGCUCCUCACAGCUCACGGAAAGUUGGAAAUUUCGAUCAACCAGCGUCUGCCACUUUCGAUUCUAGAUCAAUUUUUCAAUCGAAUUCGUGUGAAUCCAUCAUUUCUCUGCGAUCUAGGUCUUAAUUUCUCGAGAAUUUUCCAUCAAUUAUCGAGAAAAUAAAAUCUCUACUGAGCAAGUUUUCAGACCACUGUAAUCUUAACAGUCGCAUUUCCCCGACUAUAUUCGUUCCUCUCAGAUUUGAUCCGUUGGUUAAUGAGAAAUCUGAUGAGGGGAAAAUAAAAUUGAAAAUUUCAGUCAUGUGUUUUGCGCGCUGCUGUUACUUUCGAUUAGAACGUUCUACUCGACAAAGCUGAGGUUGAAUGUUAGUGCGAGUAUAGUAUUAUUUGAAAACUAAAUCUUUGAUGAACGACGAUGAUAUUCAAAUCCAAGAUAAAAUGGGCAGCGGUCAUUGGGCUCGUAUUAUCUUUAUUCUCGCUUUUGGUGCACCUUCUGCUUGCAAAAUUUUCCAAUGUUAAUAUUGUACAGUACAGUGCAAUGGCUGGUUUGAGUGAAGAUUUUGCAUCCAAGUUAGGGACAGGGGGUAUAAGGUAUAAUAAGAAGUUAUGGGGGGUUGUGAAUUCCGCAGAGUCUUUGCAGCCGUAUGCAAAUACUCGAGGGAGCUACCCUGGUCCAAAUGAGCAAAGCAAUGGUUUCAUUUAUGCUAAAAUUUUUGGUGGGUUUGCCAACAUAAGAUCGUCGAUAUGUGAUCUUGUCACCAUAUCCAGGCUUUUAAAUGCUACUCUUGUCAUUCCAGAGAUUCAAGAAAGUAUUCGGUCAAAAGGCAUCAGUUCUAAAUUCAAGAGUUUUUCCUAUCUCUACAAUGAGGAGCAGUUCAUAGCGUCACUCACAAAUGAUGUAAUAAUUGUUAAGAGCCUGCCCGAAAAAUUUAAGGUGGCAAGGAAAAGGAACGAAUUUCCUACUUUCAGGCCAAAAAAUUCAGCUUCUCCGAGUUUUUAUAUUGAAAAAGUCUUGCCUACCCUGAAAAGGGCAAAGGUUAUUGGACUGCUUCUGUCUGAUGGAGGAUGCCUGCAGUCAAUUCUUCCACCUAGCAUGUCCGAGUAUCAGAGACUUAGGUGCCGGGUUGCUUUCCAUGCACUCCAUUUUCGCCCUGAAAUUCAGGUUCUUGGGCGCCGGAUUGUGGAGAGGUUACGAGGAUGGGGACGGCCUUUUCUAGCUUUUCAUCCUGGUUUAGUGAGAGACACCUUGGCAUAUCAUGGUUGUGCAGAACUCUUUCAGGAUGUUCACACUGAACUCAUACAAUAUCGAAGGGCACAGAUGAUCAAACAAGGUAUUGUUAAAGAAGAACUAAAUGUAGACUCACACAUGCGUAAAGCAAAUGGCUCGUGCCCCCUCAUGCCUGAGGAGGUUGGGAUUCUCCUUCGAACAUUGGGCUACCCACCUAAAACAAUCAUAUACUUGGCUGGAUCUGAAACAUUUGGUGGUCAACGAAUUCUGAUUCCUCUACGUGCCAUGUUUCCCAACUUAGUCGACCGUAGUACUUUAUGCAGCAAGCCAGAGUUGUCUGAUUUGACUGGACCAGAAACAACUCUUCCUCUAGAUUUUUUUCAAUCUCCUCCAGCCAAAAGUGAGGAACAACUUAAAGAAGAAUGGAAGAAGGCUGGUCCUCGGCCUCGGCCUCUUCCUCCACCUCCAGGAAGACCUAUAUAUCGGCAUGAAAAAGAAGGCUGGUAUGGUUGGAUUACUGAGACUGACACUGAGCCAGGACCUUCACCCAUGAAUCUGAGAAUGCAAGCACACAGGUUACUUUGGGAUGCUCUUGAUUACAUUGUCUCAGUUGAAGCAGAUGCAUUCUUUCCAGGUUUUAAUAAUGAUGGUAGUGGAUGGCCAGAUUUUUCAAACUUGGUCAUGGGGCAGCGGCUCUAUGGAAUCGCUUCUUCUAGAACAUAUCGACCAGACAGGAAAAUUCUUGCUGAACUUUUGAACCAGACCCGUGAUAACAUGUAUCAUCCAAAGGUUAAUUGGACACUUACUGUUCGAGAGCAUCUUAACAAAAGCUUGGGCAGGGAUGGACUUAUAAGGGAAUCCCUCUUGUCAAAACCAAUCUCGUUCCUUUCGCAUCCUCUUCCUGAAUGUUCUUGUCGGAUUUCAUCUGCAGAAGAUCAAGUAAAGGGGGAUGAUGGCCGGUUUUUGUAUGGAGGUGAGGACACGUGCCCUGAAUGGAUGCAACGUGAUCUGGAAACUGUUUCAUUGAGGUCAGCUGGGGCAGGAGUGGGUAAAGUUGAUGAAACUGACUCGUCAGAUUAUGAAAAUGCUAUAGAUGAACAGCAAGAAUCUGAUGACAGUAGUAGCAAAGCUGCUUUUCUAUCAUUGGAUCAAGAUGAGGAAAUGGAUCCUAAUGACUAAAAUUGGACAUGCAAAUGGUACAACUUUCAUUUUUCAUUUGGUAAGGCGGCAUUUGUUAUCCAGCAAUUUCUUCCAGAGUGAAAUUUUUUUCCUGGCUGGGGACAGAUAUGCUGCAGCAUUUUUUGGGAUUGUCCAUUUUGGGGGAGAAGGAUCUGGUUCCGCUGAAUAAUUCAGUGAGGCCUCCAAACUGGAUAUAGAAAAUCAUUUUUCUUGAUUCCUUGAAAUUUUCGAAUGAAGAUGGUCUAGUAGAUCAAUGCAGUUAGGACACUUUCCACCCUGCAGAAAAAUGGCUGUCAUCAUGGGUGAUACAUGAAGCGUGGGGGUCGGCAUCUCUUUUCAUCUUUUGUCAUCUUAAAUCCGCCUACAUAACUCUCUCUCUCAUAUAUAUAUAUAUAUACACACACACACACACGCACAUAUGAACAAGAAUGCUUGUGGGCAGGUCCAUCUAUAGAAGGGCAUAGCGAUGGUUAUUGUGGCUGUGGAAACUAAUUAUUUUAUUUUUGCGACUUUGAAACAGCAUCCCUCGUAAGAGUAUCUUUUUGCUUUAGGAGAAAUGUCCAAUCUUUUUGCUUUAGGAGAAAUGUCCAUAGUUUGUAAUUGCAAUGAUGAGAUGAACUCGUUUUGAUAAUUCUAUACCACCUGAGUUCAAUCCCAUGUUUUAGCCCCAACACGAAGAACUCAAAACAGUGCUUUACAGAAUUUAGAUUACACUUUAAUUUUGUGUUUGUUC